Stylophora pistillata is the source of this 2392-nucleotide messenger RNA. Its product is annotated as cytochrome P450 1A1. Gene Ontology annotation, biological process: hormone biosynthetic process; progesterone metabolic process. Gene Ontology annotation, molecular function: steroid 17-alpha-monooxygenase activity; iron ion binding; heme binding. Lineage: Eukaryota; Metazoa; Cnidaria; Anthozoa; Scleractinia; Pocilloporidae. The record is from RefSeq and is a predicted model, not a curated record.
CAAGAGUUCACUACCCAUUCCAAAGCAACUGUGCGCUUAUUAGGGAUACAGCCCAGCGUAAUUCAGUGAGACGUCUGAAGUGUUGAUUUUCACUCCCAGUUUGGAAUUUUAGAGUGAGUGAAUUCUUUUCUGGUCUAUCAGUCAUUCCCAACCAUGAUCGCUGAAAUCAUUGUCCUUUUAAUCCUUCUUGUGGCUGUUUAUGUCGCCUCCACACUUUGGCAACUCCGAUGUCUUCCCCCUGGUCCUUUUCCGCUACCGCUGCUUGGAAAUCUUCUUUCCAUCGAACAAAACAGGCCUUACGCAGAUUUAGCAAAGAUGGCUAAGAAGUAUGGGAAAUUGCUCCGAAUUCACAUGGGAACGAGAAAAGUUAUUGUAAUCAAUAGCUACGAACUCGCAAGAGAAGCCCUCAUCACAAAAUCAAAGGAUUUCGCCGGUCGACCAUGUCAUUUCUUCGGUAACAUUUUUGGUCGAGAUUGUACCGAUAUCGCGUUCCAAACCUUUAAUAAGAGAUGGAAAAUGCAACAUAAACUUGCAUUAACAGCUCUGCGACUGACCGAGGGAAAAGUUAACAUAGCUGACCACGCGGAAAAGUUAUGCAACAGAUUUUAUUCCUGUGAUGGAAUGCUAUUUGAUCCUUAUGAUAUGAUUUUCAAUUCUUUAGGCAAUUGCCUCUCGUCCCUAAUUUUUGGAAAAGAACACAAACUUGAUGAUUGCGAAGUAAAAAAGCUUGUGCACGCCACCCAUGUUUUUCGGGAUUCACUUGGCGCAGCUAAUUUGCUCGACACUUUCCCAAUUUUGAAGUACAUUCCUUUUGACAUCAUCAAGAAAGCAAAGUGCGCUGGUAAAAUCCGCGAUGAAAUUUUUGAAAGGAAGUUUGGGGAACAUGUUUCGACCUUUCAGAAGGAAAAUAUCCGUGAUUUGAUCGAUGCCUUACUGAAGGGUUUCCACGAAUUGACUGACGAGGGUUUGGUUACAAAGGAGCAUUUAAUUUCAAGCGCAUCUGAUUUCUUUUUUCCUGGCACUGAAACUCCCUCCAGUAUAAUCAUGUGGGCCAUAUACUACGCCAUUAAACACCCAGAUGUGCAGGCCAAGCUCCAUCGUCAGUUGGAUGACGUCAUAGGCAGCAAAAAUCGCCCGCCAGAGAUUUCUGACAAACCAAACUUGCCUUAUUUGAACGCAUUCAUCACCGAGGUUCAUCGUAUUGUUAGUGAAACUCCGCUAGCUGUUCCCCACUCAACCACUCGCGACACGUCCCUCGCUGGGUUUAAGAUCCCCCGGAACAUGACUGUGCUUAUUAAUCUCUGGGCCAUCCACCAUGAUCCCGAUAUCUGGGGGGACCCAUUUAGCUUCCGGCCAGAACGCUUCUUGGACGAAAACGGCCAGUUGUACGUGGAGGGCGUCAUGACAUUUUCAGCAGGAAAACGGUCAUGUGCGGGAGAGUCUUUUGCGAGGAAAGCAGUUUUCUUGUAUCUUGCCCGAUUGUUGAAGAGAUUCAGAUUCGAGUGCCCCAGGGGAACAACAUUACCCAAAGAAGAAGAGAGCGUGUUCGGCAUCGUACUUGAAUGUAAGCCCUUCCAGAUACAUGCCAUACCCAGAGACAAGGACGAAAAGUAACAAGAGAAAAACCAGUGGAGGUCGGGGAGAAACUGUAUACAUAAUUAUCCUUUCCCUGGGAAAUGUUAAUCUUAGUUAUUAGGUAGAUUUAGCAAACGCGGCAUGAUGUAUUCGAUAAUAUGAACAUAGCCGUGUCCUAGCCUGGGCACUGGUAGACAAGUAGAUUGAAGUCAGUCGGUGAAGGCAAGCGGAAAAAUGAGCGGAAGAAAAACUAGCUUUUUCCUGAAAACCGCCAAAUGUCACUCUAGCAGGCCAUAUCGCUCAAAAUGUGGCAAGAACAACAAAUUGGCAUUGAUAUUCUUACCACAUCCCCACGUCUUAUUUGUUUUUUGCUAAACAGACGCAUGCACGGUAACACGAAAUCUAAAUGUUUUUACAUGACAGCGAAGUAAAAUGUUGUUAAACGUCAUCUAUGCGUCUAACUUCCAAUAGAUCAUGAGUAAGAAGAAAUCAAAAUAUAACGCGUGUAUACUUCAGUUUAUCGUAGAAAUCCAGUGUACCUAAAGACACCGAAUAAUUACUUGCAAACGUAUCAGCUGAGCUAUCGAUAAAGUCGAGUAGUCCCGCAGUUCGGAUCUUUUGACACAUUGAUGUAAGUCAUUUGACCAGUCUUGGUAGUUAUGCUGAAAUAAAUGAAAAAUCGAGACUAUAAGGUACUUGUUGGGCACGUGUAAAGCCAUCCUGCUACUCCUGCAGCCUUACGUUGGGAGAUUUCGCGCAGUAUUUCAUCAUUAUUAGUUAGGUUGCUGUGCUCUAAAUAAAGGGAUCUGAAAAGUCA